Messenger RNA from Aspergillus sclerotioniger CBS 115572, 1113 nucleotides. RefSeq lists its product as uncharacterized. Gene Ontology annotation, biological process: protein phosphorylation. Gene Ontology annotation, cellular component: cytoplasm. The record is from RefSeq and is a predicted model, not a curated record. Gene Ontology annotation, molecular function: protein serine/threonine kinase activity; ATP binding. Lineage: Eukaryota; Fungi; Ascomycota; Eurotiomycetes; Eurotiales; Aspergillaceae. The coding region runs from base 54 to 1082 and encodes 342 amino acids. The transcript has 4 exons.
AAUCUGCUUGUGGUAAGUUGCACGCAGUACAGGUCUCUACAAAAUAUUCGAUAAUGGAUAGAGUUGCAAAACGAUCAACCAGCCUUCCAUCUUCAAGGAAGGGCCUGCACGGAAAUAAGCUCGUGGGCAAUCCAGAUUCUACAAUUAAAAUGCAUAUUCAGGUACCGGAUAAAUCUGCUGGCUCUACUCACACCGAUCCUGAGGAUGCCGUAUCUCAUUUACAGCCUGAUUUGCACACAGCUACAGGCCGUCGUGACAUCCGAGACCGGUCACUCGCUAUUCCCUUACCAAUACGACCAGAUCCCCAGAUUGUAAGACAGACAUCCUCUCACCAGGAUAAUGGGAAUGUCAAUUACAUCAAGAUAUGGGAGUUAGACCAGGCUGGCCGUGGCUUUAUAGCUCUAAAGGAUGCGGACCGGCUUCCAUUAGUAUUACUUAAAACAAGGUCAAGUAUCACGCCAAAGCAGAAAAGAUCACUACAGAAAGCAUUCCAUCAGAACUUGAUUGGGCUUUAUGGGUUUCAGAGCGACGGAUCCAACAUUACCUUCAUAUACCGACUUGAACUCUUAGCAGUUUCACUAGCUUGUGUCAGUAACAGUCCCAGAGUUCAGUUCAGUGAGUCCGAUGCUGCUACCAUUUCCAAGGAAGUAUUACUUGGGCUUGACUAUAUCCACUCUGAACUGGAAAUUAUUCAUGGAGAUAUUGAUUGUGCCAAUAUCGUGUUGAAUACUGAUGGUGAAGUUAAGAUCGCAAACAUAGGAGAUAGUAUGAUCCGGGGCAUAGAUUUAAGCUCUAGGAAUCAUGAUCUACGUGGCACAGGAAAGAUAAUCGCGAAUCUAAUCGAUCCAACAACGAGAAUAACUGGCGAGCCUAUUCUGUGUGAUGAGGUAGCGCAUAGUAUCUCAUCUAUAACUUCAGACUUUAUCAAAAAGGCUACAGAGGGAACUACAGCUAAAGCGCUUCUCAAGCAUAAUUUCCUAUCCAUAGCGACACCAACUGGUUCUUGGAGCUUGAAACCACUAGUAGUUAAUGCGUUACCAUUCGCUAUAAAAUUCGGGAAACACCUAGAGGACGGAAGUUAGGAGAUAGUUAACUGUGUAACUAACGUAAUCG